Pseudo-nitzschia multistriata is the source of this 2155-nucleotide messenger RNA. The record is from the annotation of a GenBank genome assembly. Lineage: Eukaryota; Bacillariophyta; Bacillariophyceae; Bacillariales; Bacillariaceae.
CGCGUGUGAUUGGAUUUUUAUUGGAAAAAAUAAACAUCUGACGACGACGUGAUUGCAAUAACGAAGUACCAGUAUCAAGGAAUGUUUCCCCAUCGCCAACAAAAACUGUUCCUUUUUCACCAGUAGAAAGUGCUGCCGUUAUUGAAUCAAUCAGUCAAACUAGGACAUUUUUAAAAAACGAAAGAAGUAGAGAGCAACAACUAUGAAGAUUCACGGUGCUGCAGUAUUGGCAAUUUGUGGUAUUCCAUCAACGGUCGCAUUUGUGCGAAAUACUCAUAAAGCAACCAAUACCCAUUUGAAUCUCCAGAAGGAAAAUGGAAAUUGGGACAAGAUGGUCGGACCCGCCGUGACAGGACUGGCAGGUUUGACUCUUGCAUCCCAGAUGGCAGUUGCAGCUGUGGACCCGUCGGCAGUAGCAGCGGUACCCAAAUUUAACGAAGCAACGCCAAUCGUUCGGGGCCAAGGUGCGUAAUUUGCAAAAGUUGACGAAAUCGAUGAGUAAUUUCCACUUCUAUUCUCAUUUUCCAUUCCCAUCAAAUACUGACUUUCUAUAUCAAUGAUAACGAUUCCUGUCUGUGUGUUUCUUUCAAUGUGUACACAUCUGAUACCACCGAAUAGAUUUGACAACAAAUACCCAAAUGAUGAACGUGGAAAAUUCCUUCAAAAGUGCCAUCUCUGGAUCGUCAAUCCAGCUAGCUGACGAUUUCUUGGACUUCUCUUUGCCAUCAUAUGGUGAUUCUAUUUCGUCGUCAUCUGCAAAAGCUAAGGCAGGAGAUAACGCCCCUUCGUUCGCAAAUCCCUUCGCUGAUUUUGAUUUUUCUAAGAGAAGCGAGGAAGAGGCACCUGCGGCAGCACCCGCUGCUGCACCCGAUACCUCUGCCGAAGACAAGGCCGCUGCCGAAGCCGCAAAACAAGCGGAAAAAGAAGAAGCCGCCCAGCGAAAGGCAAACGAAAAGGCCGCCCGAGAGGCAGAGAAAGCGGCUGAAAAACAGGCAGCGGCCGAAAAGAAAUUGGCGGAAGAGGCCGAGGUGGCUCGAAAAAAGGCAGAAAAGGAAGCUCGUCGGGAGGCAGAAAAGGAGAAACAACGAUUGGCAGUGCAGCGAGCUAACGAGGAGAAGGAAGAAAAAGCUGCAGCGGCUGCAGCUGCUUCAGCGGCAUCGUCUGCUCCAGCUGAGACAGAAUCUCCUUCUUUCGCGAUUCCCGACUUCAAGGCACCCGAAUUCAAGGCACCAGAGUAUAAUCUCGACAUUCCGGAGAUCAAGGCACCCGAUAUUAAAAUGCCGGAAGUUUCUCUUCCCAAGUUUUCGAUGCCCAAAAUGCCUGAAAUGCCAAAGAUCGAGACUCCUAGCACCAGCAGCGAGACGCCCAAGGCCCCCAGUUUUUCUGCUCCUACCUUCGAAGCACCCAAGGCACCAAGUUUUUCUGCUCCUUCCUUCGAAACUCCAAAGGUGCCAAGCUUCUCUACUCCUUCUUUCAGUAGUAGCAGUAGCUCGGGCGAAUACACGUCUCUUGACGAUGUCAACACUGUUGAUGACCAAGAAGAACGUGACCAAAAAGCGAAGGAAGCGCGAACGGCUUUUAACGAAGCAGAUUCGAAUGCAAGGGUGAGUUUUGCUAAAUCUAUACUCUCUCUUUGUUUCCACUCACUGCGGUCAAUUCCUGCAUCCACUUCUUCGAUGUGAUGUUUGUAUCUAAUUUUCUGUUUGUUCAUUGUGUUUCAAAUCCAACAUUACACUACUAUCGAAGGAACUCGAGAAUAAGGCGAAGCAGUUGCGAGCUAUUGCCGAUGACAAGAAGAAGAUUGCCAAGGAGGCCAAGGAUGCAGCUUGUGCAACACGAUUUGGAGGAAAGAUUUUGUGCAUUCGGCCUUUUGGAAUUGGAUACUAGAUCAGUCCUGUUGCCUUUUUCAAUAGUAUUACCAAGGGGUUACUGCUACAACCAUUUUUGGUUUCCUCAUAUCGCCAGGAAUAGAAAAGAAAUUUAAAAAACCUUUGAAGAAGAACAUUUUUUCGAAACAUGGGUUGGGCGUGAAAAUAUUUUAUAAAAUCGGAACGCUGCAGUUAUGAUCGUGAAGACUGUUGUAUUCGACGAAAGUAAAAAAUACAUUUUUUCUAAUCCAAAACUCGAAGCUGUGCCAACGCUUAUAUUCUCUCAU